AAGCCCGCGAAGCCACAGGCCACAGCCCGGGCACGUGACCGCCAAACCGUCAGUUUUAACAGUCCAAAUUCAUAGAUUACAGACGGAGAGAGACAUUGAAGGAGAAGCAGUUGAAGUCGCGAAGUAGCCAUUCGAUUGUUCCGGAAAUCCCUCGAUUUUCAGAGCCACCGAUCCGAAGCUCCCGCAAAUGACGCUCAAAAAUCCUCAUUUUUUCAUCGGUUUCGAGCCCGUAAGGGAUGCCUAUGGAUUUACUGUGAGGCCUCAACAUGCUCAAAGAUACAGAGAGUACGCUUCUAUCUAUAAGGAAGAGGAAGAAGAAAGAUCAGAUAGGUGGAAGAGUUUUCUUAACAACGAAGAAGUAUCUGAUCAACAGCAACAUCCUAGCAAAGAGGAGGACAGGACUGAGGAUUCUGAAAGCAGGCAGAGAGAAGCUGAUGAUUCAGAUAGAGAGAAGCCUCUUUCUGACAUUCAGACAGAAAAUAAUCUUGAGAAAGAGGUGCCACCUUCCACACAAUCAAAACGCCGUGAGGUGAAGACAUGGACUGACAUUAAAUCAUCUCUAUGUGCUAUUGAAACUGUGAUGGCAUCUCGUGUAAAGAAGAAAAAUUACUUGAAAGGUGACCAGUUAACAUCUUCUCCUGAUCAUCUUCUGCCAACUGAAGAGUCAAAACCUUCAAGGGGAGAAUCUGGGGACGAGGAUGAGAACGACAAUGUGAUAUUGGAUGACAGUACAAGAACAGCUGCUGAAGGAUGUACUGCAGAUGAUGGAAUUUCUGUAGAAUCUUCUGUACCUUGGAAGGAUGAACUUGAGAUACUUGUUCAUGGAGGAGUACCAAGAGAUCUCCGGGGAGAGGUCUGGCAAGCCUUUGUUGGUGUUAGGGCACGUCGGGUGGAGAGAUAUUACCAGGAUUUGCUUGUCUCUGAAAGUGAGAAUGACACACCAUUACUAGACAAUGAUAGUAAGGGAUGCAAUAAAGAAAAAGCUGAUGUGCCAGAAAAAUGUAGGAAGCAGAUUGAGAAGGAUCUUGCUCGAACUUUUCCUGGGCAUCCUGCAUUGGAUGAGAAUGGUCGAAAUUCUUUAAGGCGCUUACUUAUGGCAUAUGCUCGGCAUAACCCAUCAGUUGGGUAUUGCCAGGCAAUGAAUUUUUUUGCUGGUAUAUUAUUGCUCAUGAUGCCAGAGGAAAAUGCCUUUUGGGCCUUAUUGGGUAUUAUGGAUGACUAUUUUGAUGGAUGUUUCUCACAAGAAAUGAUAGAGUCUCAGGUUGACCAACUUGUUUUUGAGGAGUUGAUGCGUGAAAGGUUUCCUAAACUGGUGAAUCAUCUAGAUUACUUGGGAGUGCAGGUUACAUGGUUAUCUGCUCCUUGGUUCCUUUCAAUAUUUGUAAAUAUGCUUCCAUGGGAAAGUGUUCUUCGAGUUUGGGAUGUACUCCUGUUUGAAGGAAAUCGUGUCAUGCUAUUUCGAACUGCACUUGCUUUGAUGGAGUUGUAUGGUCCUGCUAUAGUGACAGCUAAUGAUGCAGGAGAUGCCAUCACUUUAUUACAGUCCCUUGCUGGUUCAACUUUUGAUAGCAGCCAACUUGUGUUGACUGCUUGCAUGGGUUUCUUGAAUGUAACAGAAGAUAAAUUGAAAGAACUAAGAGAAAAGCAUCGGCCAUCUGUUAUGUUGUCAAUAGAGGAAAGAUCAAAAGUUGGUAUAGUUUUGAAUGAUCAAAAAAGUCUUGCAACUAGGCUCUAUAGUUUCAAGCAUGAUCCUCAAUCAAGAAAGAAACAAUCUAAAGUGGAGGAAGGGCCUAGUGAUAAGAAUGCAGACACUGAAAAAUCACAUUCCAGGACUAGCUCUACAAAUCUGGAAGAUUUUCUAAACAGCAUGACAUCAGAUUCAGAAGUAGAUUCUGUUCCAGAUCUUCAAGAACAGGUGGUAUGGUUGAAGGUUGAGCUAUGUAAUUUGCUGGAAGAGAAAAGAGCAGCAGUACUCAGAGCUGAAGAAUUGGAAACUGCCCUUAUGGAAAUGGUCAAGGAAGAUAAUCGACGAGAAUUAAGUGCUCGGGUUGAGGAGCUGGAGGAACAGAUGGAGGAACUGCAACAAACCCUUGCAGAUAAGAAAGAGCAGGAGAAUGCAAUGUCUCAGCUUCUGGUGCAAUUUCAACAAGAGCAGAAGAUAACUGAAGAGGCUCGGAUUGCUGCAGAGCAAGAUGCAGUUGCUCAAAAGUAUGCAGCACACAUUCUUCAGGAGAAGUAUGAAAAGGCCAUGGCAUCCCUUGCUCAGAUGGAGAAGAGAGCUGUCAUGGCAGAAUCAAUGCUGGAAGCAACCAUGCAAUACGAAUCUGGCCAAGUCAAAGCUUUAGCUUCCCCAGGGGGAAGACCUGAAUCUCCAAGGAAUGCACCUUUGAAAAAGAUGAGUCUACUGUCAUUUGGGCUUGGGUGGCGAGAUAAGAACAAGGGAAAGCCGCCAAUUGAUCCAUCAUCCAUGGAAAGUAAACCUACUGCUGAAGGACAGGACACAAGCAGUAGUCAACUUCAGAAUGGGCUUCAAGACGAUGACAAUGCUACUGCUAAAGAUUGAAUGCUUGAAUCAGAACAACAUCCACACCUAUUAUUGGCAGGUAGCUAUCAAAACACAUCCUCUUCAGUGUUGCUCUGUAAUUUAUUGCAACAAAAUACCUGUCCGCCUUUUCAUUCUUUUUUUUCUUUUUCUUUUUUUGUAUCCCCCUACUCUGUACAGUAGAGAUUCUUAAAAUGAAGAUUUAGACAUACAGCUAUUUGAAACCAUGCAUAUUUGGCCAAAUUGUAAAAAAAUUGUAACUUCUGGGAUGUGCCUGAAGAGUGCCGAUAACUAGUCUACAUUUUGCA
Messenger RNA from Ipomoea nil (Japanese morning glory), 2850 nucleotides. Its product is annotated as TBC1 domain family member 8B-like. The coding region runs from base 188 to 2563 and encodes 791 amino acids. NCBI's taxonomy places the organism in Eukaryota, Viridiplantae, Streptophyta, Magnoliopsida, Solanales, Convolvulaceae. The transcript is spliced from 18 exons. The record is from RefSeq and is a predicted model, not a curated record.